Besnoitia besnoiti is the source of this 615-nucleotide messenger RNA. RefSeq lists its product as uncharacterized. The record is from RefSeq and is a predicted model, not a curated record. Bases 1 to 615 code for a protein of 204 amino acids. NCBI's taxonomy places the organism in Eukaryota, Apicomplexa, Conoidasida, Eucoccidiorida, Sarcocystidae. The transcript has a single exon.
AUGGCAGCAAACGCUCAGUGUGCCGCAGCAAGGCUUCAGUCCGCGGCGCCGAUCGGUUCACGGGUCUCCGCUCCCGCUGCUCAUGCACCAGCCUCUAAUAGAACGGAAUCCAGCGUACACACAAGCCGGAAUGACGAUCUUGGAAAGAGGCGCAUUCAAACAAAAACGUCCGGCCCUCGAAAACCCGCCAGCCUGCCACUCCUCAGUUUGAAGGGACAGUGGAUCUGCGGCGAGUGCGACAAAACGUGCAUCGUUAUUCGAGAAGAAUGCCGAUGCCUGUGCGGCCACCGUUUGAAGGAGCACACCAAGGGCGUUGCCGCGGCUCUAGAGGGGGCGACGAAGUUUGGCUGCACGAACGGAAAGUGCGGCUGCCGCGAUUUUUUCUACAUUGUGGCUGAAGGCGCGUGGAUCCUGAGGUCGGCGACACGCAGAGGAGGAAUUGACCUGCAAGGGAGCCCUGGGCAAGCGCAACACGGGGUACAGCGACAGAGGGUGAAGGAGGGGGACGCUCUUCUGCACACGAGCCGCAUGCAUAAGCUUGGGCGUUCACUGGGCACGUUACUGACUAGUGGCAUCUCCCUCGACCCGUGGCAAGAGAUACCGCUUGGCUACUAG